Molecule: messenger RNA, 1204 nt
Organism: Scutellospora calospora
Lineage: Eukaryota; Fungi; Glomeromycota; Glomeromycetes; Diversisporales; Gigasporaceae
Source: the annotation of a GenBank genome assembly
AUGGGCACGGCUCAUGCGGAAAUUGUCGCAUUAACUUUUGCUGAAAAAAACCAAGAAAAAAUAGCAGAAGUAGAAAAUUUUUUGAAAGUUUUUGCUCGUGCUAGUAAAGGAAAUGACACUAUAUCAGUUGGGAUUGAAGCCGGAUUUGCACAAAAAAGUCUUCCGGGUAAAUAUGGUAUUAGCGGCACUAAACUGGUUGCUGAACUUGAUGGUAAUGUUAGCAUUAGUCGUAAUUCCUCUGCCCCCCUUUACGAUGUCAAAAAUAAAUCACUUAAUUUAUCAGUAAACGGUUUGGUAUAUAAACAAAACGAAGGCACUCUAACCCUGGAAGUAGACCACCAAAUUGAGGAAGCCUUUUCUCGGGAAAAAUUCCCCGUCAAAAAGGUUAUUUUUCACAAUAAUUCCAGCCGAGUAGCCGAAUUACAUGACCUAGUAAAACAUAAUCUUGAUAACGGAGAAAAAAAUUUUACUUUGGAAAACUUGGAAAAUUAUUCGACCAUUGAAAAAUAUGAAGAAAUGAGUUUUGGCUUAGGUGAUUUUUUUUCUAAACUCACUCUAAAGGGAAAAUUAGCCAAACCUACUCAAUCGCCACCUCCCCCAACUGGUGGUGGCUCCCCGCCUCCGAAUGGUCCUAAACCUAAUGCUCCUGGUGACGGUCCUUCUCCUACUCCCCCUCCUACUAACGGCGGCCCAACUAGUCCUCCCACCAAUGGUGAUCCUGGGACACCACCAUUCCAAAGCCCCACCAAUAAUGAUAAUAAUGGCCCAAGUUCUCCUUCGCCGGUUAAUAUAGAAAAUGGCCCGGCUAAACCAACCCUAGAUAACUUGGCUAAUGAAGCCGAAGGGGUCCGCGGCCAUGAAUUGCUAAGAAAAUUAAUUGCCGGUGAAGAACUGCGAAAGCAAGGAAUAUUCGACCAAGCAAUUUAUGAGUCUCUGUUGGCCGAAAAGAAGAAAAACAGUCCAAUUUACCAAAUUUUAAAUCAACAACAACGAGUAGAUAAAUUGCUGCAAUUUUUUAGCGAGUUAAAAAGGAAACAGCAGCACCAAAAUAACAAAUUAGAAAAAAAUGCCAAGCCUGGUGCCAGUUUAUCCUUUUUAAAAAAUAUGGCCUUAUUUUGUAAAGAAUUUAAUAAUGAUGAAAAGGCAAAAGCAAAAAGCGGUGAACUAGUUAAUGUGGAAAUAACCUUAUAUGAUAAUAACAUUA